CACUUCCUCCCAUCACAUCCGGGUGGAAAACACACUGACUUAAGAGUGUUCCGCACUGAGGAAAUGGUGUUUACAUGCGCAAACAAAUUCCCCCACUAACUCAUAAAAACCCCCAAAACUCCUUCAUCUUCAAUUCAUAUCCCCACACCUAAACUCUCACUCUCAAACCUUCUUCAACCUCUCGCCAACACAGAAAAGAAAAACUAGUCAAAUAUCAUUACUUCUUAUAAACCAUAAAAGCACCGAUUUUUACCUCCAAACAGCAUCGAAACGCAAAACCCAGAUGAUCAUUUGACCAGAUCCGACUCAGUUUAAGAUGGGUCACGCAAACCUCCCGGCUUCAAAGCGCGUGAACUCCACGCGCCAAUGGCGGAUCCUUGACCUUGUCUCCGCGGCGUUCUUCGGCCUCGUAUUCCUCUUCUUUGUGCUCGUCUUCACCCCUCUAGGUGACUCACUUGCUGCUUCCGGCCGGCAGACGCUGCUUCGGUCGGGCUCCGAUCCGCGACAGCGCCACCGACUCGUGGCGGCGAUUGAAUUGGGGCAACAAAUGAGCGUGGAGGUGUGCCCUGCCGACAUGGUGGACCACAUGCCAUGUGAGGAUCCCAGGCUCAACAGUCAGCUGAGCAGGGAAAUGAAUUACUAUAGAGAGAGGCAUUGCCCGCCGCCAGAGGACACUCCACUCUGCCUUGUUCCGCCGCCUACCGGGUACCGGAUUCCGGUGCAGUGGCCUGAGAGCUUGCAUAAGAUAUGGCAUGACAACAUGCCACACAACAAGAUUGCCGAGAGGAAAGGUCAUCAGGGAUGGAUGAAGCUCGAAGGACCGCAUUUUAUAUUCCCUGGAGGUGGCACAAUGUUUCCAGAUGGGGCAGAGCAAUAUAUUGAAAAACUUGGUCAAUACAUUCCAAUAAGUGGUGGCACCUUGAGGACCGCUCUUGAUAUGGGUUGUGGGGUUGCCAGUUUUGGAGGAUAUUUACUAUCUCAAAACAUUUUAACUAUGUCUUUUGCUCCAAGAGAUUCCCAUAAAUCACAGAUACAAUUUGCGGUUGAAAGAGGAGUACCAGCUCUGGUUGCCAUGCUUGGUACUCGCAGACUCCCAUUUCCCGCAUUUGGGUUUGACUUAGUUCACUGUUCUCGGUGUUUGAUCCCUUUUACAGCCUACAAUGCAACUUACUUCAUUGAAGUAGACAGAUUGCUUCGCCCUGGUGGAUAUGUAGUCAUCUCAGGUCCCCCGGUUCAGUGGCCUAAACAAGAUAAAGAAUGGUCUGAUCUUCAGGCUGUGGCAAGAGCGUUAUGCUAUGAACUUAUUGCUGUAGAUGGCAACACUGUUAUCUGGAAAAAGCCAACAGGGGAUUUGUGUUUCCCAAACCAAAAUGAAUUUGGACUUGAGUUAUGUGAUGAUUCAGAUGACCCAAGUUAUGCUUGGUACUUCAAAUUAAAGAAAUGUGUCACUAAGCCACCUUUGGUCAAAGGAGAAUAUGCUAUUGGGACGAUUCCCAAGUGGCCAGAGAGGUUAACAGCUAUACCUCCUCGGUCGACACUCCUGAAGAAUGGUGCUGAUGUCUACGAGGCUGACACUAAACGGUGGGUGAGGAGGGUUGCUUACUAUAAACAUUCUCUGAACAUUAAGUUGGGAACUCCAGCCAUACGAAAUGUGAUGGACAUGAAUGCAUUGUUUGGGGGUUUUGCGGCAGCACUAAAAUCUGAUCCUGUGUGGGUUAUGAAUGUAGUACCAGCCCGCAAGCCAUCCACUCUUGAUGUGGUCUUUGACAGAGGUCUUAUAGGAGUCUAUCAUGAUUGGUGCGAACCUUUCUCAACGUAUCCUCGAACUUAUGAUCUGAUCCAUGUGGCCGGCAUUGAGUCACUUACAAAAGAUCCAGCUUCUGGCAAAAGAAGAUGUAACCUUGUUGAUUUGAUGGUGGAGAUCGACCGAAUAUUGCGGCCAGAAGGAACCGUUGUGGUGAGGGAUACCCCUGAAGCCAUCGACAAAGUAGCUCGCAUUGCUCGCGCAGUGAGGUGGAGACCUACCAUAUACGAUAAAGAACCCGAAUCACAUGGCAGAGAUAAAAUUCUAGUUGCAACCAAGACCUUCUGGAAGCUCUAAUUCUCAUAGUAGAUCUCACUCACAGCUUUGUAAUUUAGGUGAAAUUUUUUCUUUCUUCUCACUGUUUUGAGGCUAAGUGUUUCAAAGCUAUCUUCUGUGCAUCAAAGGCAUUAGGUUUUCAGUGUUUAUAUAAAGGAGAAAGUCAGGUGGAUAUGAGAAAACUAAAAAGAUGUAAAGACUUCUGUGCAAUUUUUAUAGAGGAAGCAUAAGCCAGUGUUUUUUUUUGUU
This is a messenger RNA of Arachis stenosperma, 2329 nucleotides long. Its product is annotated as probable pectin methyltransferase QUA3. Gene Ontology annotation, cellular component: trans-Golgi network; cytoplasm; endosome. The transcript is spliced from 7 exons. Bases 317 to 2101 code for a protein of 594 amino acids. The record is from RefSeq and is a predicted model, not a curated record. Gene Ontology annotation, molecular function: methyltransferase activity. NCBI's taxonomy places the organism in Eukaryota, Viridiplantae, Streptophyta, Magnoliopsida, Fabales, Fabaceae.